AAGCAUCACAGACUCAACUACACCCCACUACACCACCGCACAUUACACCACACACACACACAUCAGCGCAGCAAAAUGUCCCUCCCAACCUUCGGCCUCCGCCGCAUCGCCCUCACCCACACCCGCCUCGCCCAGCGAUCACCCACCACCCCAGCCGCCCCAGCAAUUAGAUCCCUCGCAAGCAAAGCCUCCCCCGGCCAUACCUCCAACGUCGCCAACCCGCAGUCCAGCAGCCCGGAAUCGCAGUCCAUCAACGUCGCCCGCGGCAAGGAGGCGCGUCAUGCCGACACCCCCGACACGGCGUCGGUGCAGUCGCCCAUCUCAUCGCAGUUCGGCCCGACGAGCGAGGCCCACGAGGGAGAGGAGCAGACGUCCGCGGACGCGCAGAUCAAAAACCACCCGGGGGAGUCUGAAGCGACUAAGCGACGGAAUGUGGAGAGGGCGGGGGAGAGGCCUCUUGGGGCGGAGGAUCGGCAGUGAUUUCCCUCUUUGUUCUGUAUAUAUGGGAAAGUAGGAAAGGGGGCUGGUUGUAUGAUGGUU
Molecule: messenger RNA, 540 nt
Organism: Aspergillus japonicus CBS 114.51
Lineage: Eukaryota; Fungi; Ascomycota; Eurotiomycetes; Eurotiales; Aspergillaceae
Exons: 2
Coding region: 76-480 (134 amino acids)
Source: RefSeq, a predicted model, not a curated record